AUUAUUUUCUAAACGCUCGCUCGAUCACUCGGGAAGUGCCUCACUCGGGAAGUGCAGAGAAAAGAAACCCCGAAUAAAACCCUAGAUCUCUCCACUCACCUUCCCUUCCAGGCUUCCACUUCUCUCUUCCGCGCCGCAGUCGUGACCUUUCAGGGAGACGCCGUAGAAGCAAGCAAGUUCAUGGCGGAGAAGUCCUUAGAUUCGAGUACCUCCCCUUCGGAAGUCGCCGCUCCGGAGACUACGCGGCCAGCUUCAAGCCUCGAGAAAAAGAUUCGCCGCGCCGAGCGCUUCGGAGUGCCAGUUCAACUUUCUGAAGAGGAGAAGCGUAAUUCUCGUGCCGAACGGUUUGGCACUAAUUCACCCUCUUCUGGAAAAGAUGUGGGAGUUUCAGAGGAGCAGAAGAGGAAGGCUCGGGCAGAGAGGUUUGGACUUGCCCAACAUCCUUCAACUGAUGAAGCUGCAAAGAAGAAGGCUCGUUUGGAGAGAUUCUCCCAGAAACCAAAGUCAAAUGCUUUGGAAGAAGAGAAAAGUAAAGCCAGAGCUGCAAGGUUUUCAGGAACAUCUAAUUCUUCAUCUGAUAGCAAUGUCAAGAAGGCAGCCACGGUUGAGACAGGAGGUGGUUCCUAAGGCCUAUAACUUUGGCAGCUAAAGCCACCAGAGUACUUAUUUCAACUGCCCCUUCAUAUUAUUUCACUAUUUUUCUGCUCACUUUAUUGCCUGAAUAACUUGCGCUUCGUUCUUUUUGCAGAUUCUGGUUAGCUAACAAGUUGGCUUCUUGUCUGAUUUUGUUGAAGCUGAAGCUGCUUCACCUUGACAUUAUUUGUGGAGUGGUGGCUUGUUCAUGGUGUAGAUGGUUUGUUACACAGAAUGUCUACAUGGAUUUUUUUUUUUGUGUAUUGUUUUUUUCAAUGGACGCAUCAAAUAUUCUCAAACAUACUCUGCAGCCACACUAUUGUAGGAAAUUUUUGGCUUGCAAAUAUUUUGUUCUCCAUUUAGUUUUUUGCUGAUGCAUGCCUUUACUUUUUGGUUAGAGGGCAAUUUACGCUUGCUGUUGAAUAUUAGAUCUGUGUACUAUUCAUUUUCAUGCUGAUCUAUCUAUAUCCUUUUUCAUGUCUCA
Messenger RNA from Dendrobium catenatum, 1117 nucleotides. Its product is annotated as protein MODIFIER OF SNC1 11. NCBI's taxonomy places the organism in Eukaryota, Viridiplantae, Streptophyta, Magnoliopsida, Asparagales, Orchidaceae. Gene Ontology annotation, cellular component: nucleus. Gene Ontology annotation, biological process: poly(A)+ mRNA export from nucleus. Bases 181 to 627 code for a protein of 148 amino acids. The transcript is spliced from 5 exons. The record is from RefSeq and is a predicted model, not a curated record.